Messenger RNA from Branchiostoma floridae (Florida lancelet), 1255 nucleotides. RefSeq lists its product as uncharacterized. Gene Ontology annotation, cellular component: acetylcholine-gated channel complex. The transcript has 4 exons. The record is from RefSeq and is a predicted model, not a curated record. The coding region runs from base 356 to 1255 and encodes 299 amino acids. Lineage: Eukaryota; Metazoa; Chordata; Leptocardii; Amphioxiformes; Branchiostomatidae.
AACUACCAAACUAAUUUGUAAGAGUAGAGCAUUAUGUCUGUAUUACUGGUAGCAUCUUUUGAACGCUGUUCCGUCAACUCAAACUGCGAAGUCAAAUGCGUGACCGGAAGUGAAAAUAUGGGCCUCGCGAAAACCCCGUAUAGAGCCGUGAUGGUACUUCCUGUAUUCCGGCUCGGAAACAGAUCCUCAAACCCUGAAAUGUGUUCAAGUUUUGACGCCAGAAAUUCCGUUUUCACGAAGUGAUCUUCACGAGGUCUUCAGACUUGUCUGGAAGAAGAGCUUAACUCCAGAUAACUCAUCAAGAGAUCCUCAUGAGGUUUUAAAACUUGGCUGGAAUACGGUGAAGUCUUAUAAUAUGGCCGGUCGUGAGGGUCGCUCCCAUGUGCAAAAUCUCAGACUUCCCCUACGUUUGUCAUGGACAACUUGGCUUCUGUUUCUGUUCCUGACGGGUUUCUCGUUUGUGAGUAACGCCCAGGACGAUACAGGGUGGGACCCGGCUGGCUACCCGGACCCUAUCCGAGCCCCUGAGCUGUGUGGGAGGCACAACUGGUCAGCAUCCUUUGUUUGUGACCCGGACGGGAUUCUCACAACAGAUGAAGCUAAUAGUCUGGAUGUAGAACUCAUGACUACUGUAACGGAUACGCCCUGCCCCUGUGAGGAGUGUCCCGGGAAGAACGACGGUUACAACAUCGCCGUGGCGCUCAUGAAGAGGAUGAGCGACCCUGGAGGUUCAACACCAAGAGUGAGGGCUCAGGGCUUCGCCAUGUACCUGCGAUCCGUCGCAUGGGAUUAUGGGAGAUGUAACGAGGGCGUGGUCAUCUUGGUCUCCACGGAAGACCGACAGAUCUACACGGCUACGGGGGCUACCGCUCGCGAAAAGCUCACCGACGACAUCGUGGACGACAUCUACGGGGACACUCGGGAGUACUUUACCGCUGGAAUGUGGGCAGAAGGACUAAAGGAGAUGGCGACAAGAUACAAGAAGGUCUUCGCAGGGGGCAGCUCUUCGACUACAGCCGCAGUUGUAGGCACAGUGUUUGGAGUUGUAGGAAUAUGUGGGAUUGGUGUGUUCUGUAUCAUAUGUAAGAAUGGAUGUCAUUGUAGAGGAGGCGGAAGUUCUAGUUUUCACGAACAUUGGAAUCGCACGAACUACUGGUCCAGUAGUGGUGGUGGUGAUUAUGGUGGUGGGGGUGGCGGAGGUGGCGGGGAUGGUGGGGGUGGAGGAGGGGUUAUAGGGGGGGACUACCAAAAAUAA